GGAUGUUGUGAGCGAGGGAAUAGUCCAUCAGACUGCAAACUUACGCGUCUUGACUCUGUAUCAUUCUAUCCACCAGAUCAUCAGCACGUUGUACUCCAGCCAGACACUUGAAAACAUCCUUUACACCUGCCGCAAAUCCGUUCAACUCUCGUUGCAUUGGUUUCUAGCUGCCUACAUCGCUGCCUUGGAUAGCAAAUCUUGGCUCUCGCCUCGCGAUGGAGCGACCAACAUAUGACCUUGUAAAUAUCGAUUUGGAAGACUCGGGUCGAAUCGCGAUCGUAAAAUACAAUCGGCCCAAGUCAGGAAAUUCUCUCCAUCCGGACCUCCUCUCACAGAUGUUGUCUGCCAUAAAGUGGGCAGACAGUCAGCCUGGAGUACAGAUCAUUGUUCAGACAGGCGAAGGCAAAUUCUUUUGUUCCGGGAUGGACUUGAUGGACACGCAGGGGCACAUGUCGUUCGCUCUGGGUUCCGACUUCCACCAACUGAACAAGACCAUCAUCUCUUCCCAGAAGCUGCUCAUAGCUGCUGUCAACGGCCCAGCUGCUGGCUAUGGCGUGAGUAGUCUUGCACUCUUUGACCUUGUCUAUAGCGUGCCUAAUGCUUACUUCUUCACGCCUUUUGUUAAAUGGGGAAUGGCUACUGAAGGAGCCUCGAGCUACACGCUCCCUAGAAUUAUGGGGUAUCAGAAAGCCGCCGCGCUCUGUUUGGCUGGGGAGAGGAUUACCGCUAAGGAAGCAGAGGCAUUGCACUUGGUGACCAAAGUUUUGCACAAGGAAGGAGAGUCGUUUCUACGCGCAGUGAUUGAUAUUGCACGUCAGAUUCUAAAAUCGCCGCCGGGGGCUAUACGAACAACGAAGAUGCUCAUGAAGCAGCCAAUCCUUCAGCAUCUGCUUGAUGCAAACGAUCGUGAGUGUGCAGUCAUCCACAAGGAGAGAUAUGGUUCAGCGGAGUACGAAGCGGCGGUCGGUCAGUUCAGAGCUGAGCAAGAGCACAAACGUCAGUUCAGGGGAAAGCUCUAG
This is a messenger RNA of Boeremia exigua, 1019 nucleotides long. RefSeq names its product ClpP/crotonase-like domain-containing protein. The transcript has a single exon. Bases 216 to 1019 code for a protein of 267 amino acids. NCBI's taxonomy places the organism in Eukaryota, Fungi, Ascomycota, Dothideomycetes, Pleosporales, Didymellaceae. The record is from RefSeq and is a predicted model, not a curated record.